Molecule: messenger RNA, 3321 nt
Organism: Zonotrichia leucophrys gambelii
Lineage: Eukaryota; Metazoa; Chordata; Aves; Passeriformes; Passerellidae
Gene: KCNAB1
Product: potassium voltage-gated channel subfamily A regulatory beta subunit 1
Exons: 14
Coding region: 840-2042 (400 amino acids)
Biological process (GO): transmembrane transport; potassium ion transport; negative regulation of delayed rectifier potassium channel activity
Cellular component (GO): voltage-gated potassium channel complex; cytoplasm; juxtaparanode region of axon
Molecular function (GO): potassium channel regulator activity; voltage-gated potassium channel activity; transmembrane transporter binding
Source: RefSeq, a predicted model, not a curated record
GGAGCAGGAUUAACCCCGGCCCUGCUGCGGGCGGCGGCUCGGGGAGCACGGCAUUAACGUGUUAACUCCCUCACACUCCGGAGCACAGCGAUUUCCCUCCCCCUCCCCCCAUUUUUCUCCUUCCUUUCCCCCAUAAUUAACCCAUUUUAACAGCGGAUCGCUGCCCGCUCUCAAGACCUCGCCGAGCGAUGCCGGCAGCGGUUUUUCCGGGCGGAUCUGCCUGAACGCCUGCCUUCGCUGCGAGCACAAAGGAGGCCCGUGGCUCGCAUCCUCCCGUCGCUGCCAUCCUCGCCAUCCUCCCCGCAGGCUCUGGCGGGGGAUCCCGGCGCCGCUGCGGAGCCGCUGCCAGCGCUCGGCGGGCUGCCAUGGGUGGGAGGUAGCGCUGCUGCGCCUGGGCGAGGGAAGGAAGGACGGACACCGAUGGAUGCUGCCGCUCCUUAGGGACGCGCGGCGAGGUCCGGGGCUCGGCCGUGCCUGCUCAGCACUCAGCGCUCGCAGGAUGCUGGCGGUGAUUUAAGAGCGGCGGCCGGGAGCCCGCAGCGAGGCAGAGCGGCCGCGGAGGGAUCGGAAUGAGGGAGCGGCGCCCCGGGAGCCCCUGACUGCAUGGAUGCUUCUGGCUGAGCAGCAGCGCCCGAGCCGCCCAGAGCGCGGAGUGAGCCCCGAGGCGCUCCGAGCCGCGAGUGCGCGUUCCGGGGCCGGCGGCAGCGGGGACACCCAGCGCGGCUCUCCCGGAGCCUCCAGCGCUCGGGGGGCGCCGGGCUUGCCGGGCUUGCCGGGCAGCUGCAGCCCGCGGGGGGCCGGGGGUCCGCCCGCCACCCGGACGGGGCGCCGCGGGCGCGAUGCAAGUGUCCAUCGCCUGCACGGACCACAACUUGAAGAGAAAUGGUGAAGACAGGCUCAUCAGCAAGCAGAACACCACGACCCCGAACGUAGUGAAUGCAGCCCGGGCGAAAUUCCGGACAGUGGCUAUUAUCGCUCGCAGUUUGGGGACGUUUACCCCGCAGCACCACAUUUCAUUAAAAGAAUCCACCGCAAAGCAAACGGGCAUGAAAUAUAGAAACCUUGGCAAGUCCGGGCUGAGAGUGUCGUGCCUGGGGUUGGGGACCUGGGUCACUUUUGGAGGUCAGAUCUCAGAUGAGGUGGCCGAGCAGCUGAUGACCAUCGCCUACGAGAGCGGCGUGAACCUCUUCGACACGGCCGAGGUGUACGCGGCGGGCAAGGCCGAGGUGAUCCUGGGCAACAUCCUGAAGAAGAAGGGCUGGAGGAGGUCCAGUUUGGUGAUAACCACAAAGCUGUACUGGGGUGGCAAGGCAGAGACAGAGCGAGGCCUUUCCAGGAAACACAUCAUUGAAGGGCUGAAGGCUUCUCUCCAGAGGCUGCAGCUGGAAUAUGUGGACGUGGUCUUUGCCAACCGGCCGGACAACAACACCCCCAUGGAAGAAAUCGUGCGGGCCAUGACACACGUGAUCAACCAGGGCAUGGCCAUGUACUGGGGCACGUCCCGCUGGAGCGCCAUGGAGAUCAUGGAAGCCUACUCCGUGGCCAGGCAGUUCAACAUGAUCCCCCCGGUGUGUGAGCAGGCCGAGUACCAUCUGUUCCAGAGGGAGAAGGUGGAGGUGCAGCUGCCAGAGCUGUACCACAAAAUCGGGGUGGGAGCAAUGACGUGGUCUCCCCUGGCCUGUGGGAUCAUCUCAGGGAAAUACGGCAACGGGGUCCCUGAAAGCUCAAGGGCUUCACUCAAGUGCUACCAGUGGCUGAAGGAGAAGAUCAUCAGCGAGGAGGGCAGGAAGCAGCAGGGGAAGCUGAAGGACCUGUCCCCCAUCGCCGAGCGCCUGGGCUGCACGCUGCCACAGCUGGCUGUUGCAUGGUGCCUGAGGAAUGAGGGGGUGAGCUCUGUGCUCCUGGGAUCCUCCAACCCCGAGCAGCUGAUCGAGAACCUCGGAGCCAUCCAGGUCCUUCCAAAGAUGACAUCCCAUAUUGUAAAUGAAAUAGAUAAUAUCCUGGGCAACAAGCCCUACAGCAAGAAGGACUACAGAUCCUAAUGCAAUGCAUGAAUUUCCUGGACUGCAUGGUUUAGAAGUGCUCUGUACUCCAGUACAGCCCUGAAUUACUCUCAUGAGAAUCAUUCAGCACUUGCUGCUCGGUGUCUACUGUCACUGGAUCCUUCGAGAUGUGUGCUCUUGCUACUACUCUGCAGUGAAUUUAAAAGCACAGUUGAUCUCUCUUCUAACCAGGAAUAACCUUGUAUUUUCUUACCUUCUUGACCGAGUUCAUUAAUUUUUACUUUACUCUUUGCACCUCAUGCUUGUGCUGUGACAAACACUUGUAAAGCAAAAAAAAAAAAAAAAAGAAAUAAUUUAUAACCUUCAGGUACUUGGUAAUUAAAGAAGGAUGUACAGAUCUAUUUUUUCAAUGAAGAAAAGCCAGAUACAACUUCAGGUUUUAAUAAAACCAUGUUUGGGAAAUCUCAACUAUAAAGUUUCUUCAGGUUAACAGAUGGAAGGGGCAAGCUCAAACUUUGCUUUUUUAUGCUGAAUAUAAGCUCUAGGGUUUCUUUGUAGUUGAAUAAAAGGCUGUGAGACAGAGAGCUAGUUAGCAAUUAGAUAGUUCAGCUCCUAAUGUUCCAGCUGUGGAGUGCUCCUGGAGCAGUGCUAGGAAGCCCAAACACGCAUGUCAGGUUACUGAGCACGACAGCUCUGCAAAGUUCUACUCUCCAUAAACCUUAAGCCAAGAAAGCCAUGAUUAAAUAUUGGGUUUUGCAUCUAUAGAAACCUGCCUCUACUUCUGCCUGCUUGUAGACAGAGCUACUGCAAAUUUCAAUAUUCAGGAGCUUUUAAGGAUCUAGAUACUAUAAAUAUUUACAAUAUAUAGCUGCUGAGAGCUGCAGGAACAAUCAGGUACGUACUCCAAAAGGCUACACCUGCUUCCACUUGCUUUGGAACCGGGGAUCAGUAAAUGCACAGACACAUUUUAAACAGAUUUUUGUGAGCAUUUACAGGAGUUGACAGGAAGAAUUUACGUCUGGAUUUGCCCAGCUCAAGCCCACAUUGUACCUUCCCAAGGAUUUGCUCUGUACCAUGCUCCUCUGAUUGCAGUCUGUAUUUCUCCCGUCCCUGCUGGGACCCAGCUCUGUACAGUAUUUGUAGGACCCCUGUACUCCCCCUGCUGCACUCACCUGGGCCAGGUGAGCAGCUUCCCCCACCCGAGUGCUCUCCUCCUGUAUUUGAAGCUGUGGUGUGUGUAAAUGACUCCUGCUGUACAUGAGAAAUGCAGUCUGACUGGAAUUCUGCUUGGACACAAUAAAAGCAUUUUGUGCAUCUA